Molecule: messenger RNA, 987 nt
Organism: Cutaneotrichosporon cavernicola
Lineage: Eukaryota; Fungi; Basidiomycota; Tremellomycetes; Trichosporonales; Trichosporonaceae
Exons: 1
Coding region: 1-987 (328 amino acids)
Source: RefSeq, a predicted model, not a curated record
AUGCUGCUCGACAGCACCAUCUUCCCGGACCUCGUGGACACGAUCGUGCGCGCGUCCAGCCUGGACGGCCUGUGCACCUGGCGCGGCGUGUCGCGCUACCAUCGCACUGUGGUCGACCGGAUCCUCUUCAACCAUGUGCACGUGUACGAGCGCGCAGCGUACACGACCGACGGCGCCACCGCGGGUGGGUUUGCAGUAUGCUCGCACGGCGUGCGUUGGCCGUUCUGGUCGUGGUCGCGUGACGGCACGCCCUCCAACGCCAUCCUCCUCCCACCGCCAUUUAAAUACACCAACAACCUCGACAUAUCGUGGCAGGGCGCCUCGGCAUCCGAAUAUCCCGUUCCCACCCCCAUCCUGGACCUCUUCGAGCCGAACACGAUACGCCUCGUCGCCUUCCGCGGCGCGUACCCCGCUCUGGAAUGGCGGUGGCCCAAGGCGCGCCUCAUUUCCUUCGUGGACGUGAGUACAACCAAGCAGCGAGGAGGACGGGAGACGCGUGUUGAGGGGCCCAAGACCAGCACGAUGCUUCAUCUGAAGUACGAUGCGCGGCGGAACGAGUUCUUCCGCCUCUUGGCACUAAGCUACAUCUUCCCCGUUUUCAAACCGACGCCCGAGAUAACGAUCAUCAUUUCGCCUGACCGACCGGGGCCCGAGUUGGCAUGUGAUCGCCGCAAGAUGACCGCGCAGGUGCUCAAGCGCGUGGGCUACUGGAUCCUGUACGGAGAUCAUGGCGGUGACAAGUACCACAUCACGGUCGUUGUGGAUGGACUGGAGGAUAAUGAGGAGCUCGCGGAGGAGCCACGCGCUAGCGCUAUCCGAGCUGCCGGGGACAAGGACGUCGCGGUGCCAACCAUGUCAGUCUCGUUCGUCACGCACGACGAGUACCGCGCCCAGCUCGGGUCCGAUGCGGCUCUCCACUACGACUGGCCGCGACAGCCUGGCGAGCGCCUCGUCCGCCGCGGGUCAGGGACACUGUGGGUACUGUGA